Molecule: messenger RNA, 2236 nt
Organism: Chrysoperla carnea
Lineage: Eukaryota; Metazoa; Arthropoda; Insecta; Neuroptera; Chrysopidae
Gene: Cdk5alpha
Product: cyclin-dependent kinase 5 activator 1
Exons: 2
Coding region: 352-1713 (453 amino acids)
Biological process (GO): positive regulation of cyclin-dependent protein serine/threonine kinase activity; activation of protein kinase activity
Cellular component (GO): cytoplasm; protein kinase 5 complex
Molecular function (GO): protein kinase binding; cyclin-dependent protein serine/threonine kinase activator activity
Source: RefSeq, a predicted model, not a curated record
UCGUCGUGGUGGAGACCGUCGUGUUAUACUCUUUAAUAUUAUUAUUAUUAUUAUUCUCUAAUAGAAAAUCUUAAGGUGGAAAAUAUUAUUUAAAGUGUAGUUUUUUAAUAUUUAAUUUUUUGGAAAUAUCCAAAAAAGAAACUGUAAAAAGGUGUGUGAGAUUACUUAUUGUUGUGAUGUGUUUUCAUAGUUUUUCUUCCAUUCGGAAAAUGUCAGCUAUAUUCACGAUGCAUGUAAGAUAGAAGUAAGGGUGAAUACGUCACAGACUGACACAAAAAAACAUAUAAUAACUAUUUUUCACGCAAUUUUUAUUAUUAUUGUUGGAAAAUUUUUGCUUGACAAAACCAAAAAAUGGGUACUGUAUUAAGUUUUAGUCCACGUGAAAGACGCCCAACUUAUACAACAUCAAAUUCAACAGGAGAUUUUACAUUAAAUAAUUUUUCAUAUGAACAAUUAAAUAAUGUGAAAAAUCGUGAAAAUAAGGGGGGCGUUUGUACAUCGUUGGUUCCAACCAACAAUACAGCUCCAUUGUUGAAUACCACAACAAAUUUAACAACUCAAAAUAAUUGUAACAAUAUCAAUAAUUGCAAUAAUAUUGAUAAUGCACGAAUAAUUUCGGAGAAAAAUGCAUUGGAGAAAAAUUUAAAGAAACAUUCGCUAUUUAUUAAUGCGCUGUCAUGGAAACGAUUCUCAACAGCGAAUAAUAAUAAGAAAAAAUUAGAUAAUAAAAAUAAGAAUGUUGUACAAACAAAUCAACAACAAUCGAACCAAAAUCAACAGACACAAAAUCAACAAUUCAGACAGCCAUUAGUUGAUAACAUACAUCCGUUAAUUGAUAAAAACAAAAACAUCCAUCAAGUAGUGGCUAAAAGUGGAACUAAUAAUAAUGGAUAUUAUAACAAUACUUCAAAUAAUAAUUCAAAUAAAUCGGUUGGCACAACUGGUGUCUCGGCAACUGCAGCUGCAUUAACAUUAGAUUUUGUACGUGCGAAUAAUACGAAUAAUAAUUCACAUGUAUGUGAUAAAUUAGCACCAAAAGCUACGCUCCUGACAGCAUCACAACAGAACUCAUUAAAUAAUUCACAGAAUAAUACUAAUACAAAUACGAUCUCGAAUUCAAAUCAGCAACAACCGGUCACAAAUGUUCAAUUGCCAAAGAAAACAGUGAUACAAGCAUCAACGUCUGAAUUAUUAAAAUGUUUAGGAAUGUAUUUGCAUGCAAAAUGCUAUCGGCUGCAAGAUUUUCAAGCAGGUGAUGCGGUAAUGUGGUUGCGUACGGUGGAUCGUAGUUUACUUUUACAAGGAUGGCAGGAUGUUGCUUUCAUCAAUCCAGCCAAUGUUGUAUUCGUCUACAUGUUAGUGCGUGAACUCGUCGAAGAUGACAUCGACUCCGAACAAGAUUUACAAGCAGUUGUACUAACAUGUUUAUAUUUAUCAUAUUCAUACAUGGGAAAUGAAAUAUCAUACCCAUUAAAACCAUUUUUAGUUGAAGAUUCCAAAGAGAAAUUUUGGGAUCGUUGUUUAGAUAUUGUCAAUCGUUUAUCAUCCAGCAUGUUACGAAUAAAUGCUGAGCCUGGUUUCUUUACAGAAAUCUUCACUGAGCUAAAAGCUUGCGGAGUGGGUGCAAUUGUUGUAAAUAGUAAUACAGUCACCACUAUGGGAUGCCAAACUGUACCUGUAGUUCAAUGUCAAGCGGCUACAAACGCUGCCUGACGGACAACAGAGGUGACACUUGUUAAAUUAACAUUAGCAGACCAACCCACGAAUAAAAUAUAAAAAAGAGCAAUGUUUUCGAAACAAAAAAGUAUUUAACACCAAAAAAUUUCGAAAUUUCUUUGUAACAGUUAUUUUUUUUACUAAGAAAUUUCGUUAUAACUUCAUACAUAAGUGUAUGCUUGGAUUGAUUGAGCAAAAUAUUUGCGAGCUUCAUAUAUAUAGAAAAAAAACAAUCGUGGGUAAGGCACAAUUUUGCCACCGCCAAAUUACUUAGUAAGCUCACUUUUGUUGUUCUAAUAUAAUCGGUCAAUCCUAGUGUACAUUGUACAUAGACAGAAUGUGUUCAUGGAAAAAUUAACAAAAACACAGCGAGAACAGUCAAACAAGCCCCCCUAUAUGUUUCAAAGCGAAAUGUUUUAUAAAAAUUUAUAUCCAAAAAAAAUCGUAUUAAUCUAGUUAUAAGCAAAAUAAACGAUAACAGUUCAGUUAAAACCUUUUUCUUUCGUAAAUAAAAUACCAU